Messenger RNA from Gaeumannomyces tritici R3-111a-1, 2059 nucleotides. RefSeq names its product SNF7 family protein. Bases 262 to 1710 code for a protein of 482 amino acids. Gene Ontology annotation, cellular component: ESCRT III complex; cytoplasmic side of plasma membrane; multivesicular body. The transcript has 2 exons. Gene Ontology annotation, biological process: vesicle budding from membrane; late endosome to vacuole transport via multivesicular body sorting pathway. NCBI's taxonomy places the organism in Eukaryota, Fungi, Ascomycota, Sordariomycetes, Magnaporthales, Magnaporthaceae. The record is from RefSeq and is a predicted model, not a curated record.
UGUAAACAUUGACCGAAGCACCGACUUGACCAGCUGGCCGAACGCAUUCGCCUGGUCAGGCUAUGUGAGCCGCUCCACGCAAUACGCAUUUCAGAGGGCAAUAACCGCAACUGACUUGCUUUCAUCGAUUUUUUGCCUAUAAUAUUCCCCCACUGUUCCUCGAGUCUGUGAGGCGGUUACCCCCUUGCACGUGCAACUGCAACGCCAACUCCGCCAACUCCGCCUGCGAAGCCGCCUUCAACUCCGCUCUCGACCGCGGUCAUGGGCGACCUCGUCGGGUUCCUCACCGAAAACGCCGAUGGAUUCCGGAAGGCCCGACUGCCAGCCCUCUACUCCGACUUCCGCGGCCAGCGGGCCACCAACCCGGACGGAUAUUCCGCCAACGUGUCGGCCUGGCGCCGCGCCCUAGCCGUCAUCGCCCGCUCCGGCCUGGCCCCGUCCUCCUCCUCCACCGGCCCGCCCGACUCCCUCAUCCUGACCACCGACGACAGCCUUCUCCGCGCCCUCGAGAGCAGGCAGUACGGCCGGCCCCUCGCCCUCGGCGUCGCCGUCAACGAGGCCAUCGCCGCCGGCGACCUCAUCCCCCUGCCCCAGUACCUCGCCGCCAAGCAGAGCAUACUCGCCCGCCCCGCCUCGUCCUUCUCCUUGGCGUCGGUGCCCUGGACGGUCCUGUCAUGGGGCGCCAGGCAGGUCGGCGCGGCGACCGGGCUGAGCGGCGGCGGCGUGUCAGACAAGCUGCCAAAGACGCGUCUUGUCGUCCUGUCCAACGUCGAGGCCGCGGCUAAGAGCUUUGCGGACAAGACGGAGGACGCGAGCUCGAGGUUCGAGCGCACUUGGUCAAAGCCGCACUUCCUCAAGACAUUCCAGGCCGAGCUCCUCCCGUCGGGGAAGCUCUCUGCGGCGGACGCCGACGUUCUUCUGGCCUUCCUGUCAAGGGACAAGGGACUCGUCGCAUGCGAUGGGAAGGUCGUCAAACUCAAAGACGACGCCGGCACUGGCACUAGUAGCGACGAGAUCACGUCCGAGGACGCGGCGGUCGCGCAGCUCAAAGAGCUGACCGAAUACCUAACCCACCAGACCGCCAUCCUUAACCGGCGUGUCGACGAGCUGAACGCCACGGCCAAGGACGCCGUGGCCAGGGGCAACCGCGUGGCGGCGCUGGCGGCGCUCAAGUCGCGCAAGAUUGCCGAGUCGUCGCUGCGCACGCGCUUCGCCACGCUCUCGCAGCUCGAGGAGGUCGCGGCCCGCAUCGAGCAGGCGUCGGACCAGGCCCAGCUCGUCAAGGUCAUGGCCACGAGCACCGAGGCCCUCAAGGGCCUCAACAGCAAGGUCGGCGGCGCCGACGCCGUCGGGGACGUCGUCGACCGCCUGCGCGAGCAGAUGGACGCCGUCGACGAGGUCGGCACCAUCCUGGCCGAGUCGGCCUCCCCCGUGGACGAGGACGAGAUCGACGAGGAGCUGGCGGCGCUCGAGGGUGAGGAGAAGCGGAAGGAGGAGGAGAAGGAGCGGGCCAAGAAGGAGGCCGAGGAAGCCAAGGAGGCCGAGGAGGUCCAGCGUCAACUCGAGGCCAUUGGGAGCGCCAAGGAGCCGACUGCCGAAAAGGAGCAACCGGACGCAGCCAGACCAGGGUCGGCCGACAGAGAAGCCGCCGUCGAGGGCAUCCGGAGGCUCUCACUGGAGGAGCCGCUCCUUGCACAGCCUACUAAAUAAUGGCCAUUCACACUGAUUUGUGAGCUUCCGGCUCCAGCAAAGACGUUCGCGUCUCUAAUUAUGUCGGAUCUAUUUUUUGCGGAUUGCUUUCCGACAUUGUUGUUCAGAGAUGUGCCUAUGUGACAUGGGGUACGGAGUUUGGGGUUGCUAUUUGGAGCAAAUGUGUUUUUUAUGAGAAUGAUUCCAGUUAGCCUCGGUUAGACACCCUGAAUAUUCCCAUCAUGUACAGAUUUCAAUUGUGGAGGCUGUCCCCCAACUAUGACCAGCCCGCUAUCACAACCAUCCAGGGAGGUGCCGGCAUGAUACAAGUCGCCUUGUGGUUGUACAGGUAAUGUAAUCGUCUGCUCAG